UUCGGCGAUUCUCGUCCUUAUAAAACCUUCAUCCCCUCACUCACAUAUCCUCGAUUACAAUCUUGAGCAAACCAUAGAGAGAGAGAGAGAGAGCAAGAAGAAGAAGACAAAAAAAAACAAAACUCAGAUUCAUUAGUUGAAAAGAAGAAAGUAAAGCAAGAGAGAGAGAAUGAAGGCGGAGCUAAACUUGCCGGCUGGAUUCCGAUUCCAUCCAACAGACGAAGAGCUUGUGAAAUUCUACUUGUGUCGGAAAUGCGCAUCGGAGGAGAUCUCAGCUCCUGUUAUCGCUGAGAUUGAUCUCUACAAGUUCAAUCCUUGGGACCUUCCAGAGAUGUCUCUGUACGGAGAGAAAGAGUGGUACUUCUUCUCACCUAGAGAUCGGAAAUACCCAAACGGUUCUCGUCCUAACCGGGCUGCUGGUACCGGUUAUUGGAAAGCUACCGGAGCUGAUAAACCGAUUGGUAAACCCAAGACGUUGGGUAUCAAGAAAGCUCUCGUUUUUUACGCUGGUAAAGCUCCUAAAGGGAUUAAGACCAAUUGGAUCAUGCACGAGUAUCGUCUCGCUAAUGUCGACAGAUCAGCUUCUCUUCACAAAAAGAACAACCUACGACUUGAUGAUUGGGUUUUAUGUCGAAUAUACAACAAGAAAGGAACCAUGGAGAAGUAUCUCCCUGCUGAUGAGAAACCAAGGACCACGACAUUGCCUGAUCAAUCAUCAUCUCCUUUUGAUACUUCGGACUCGACUUACCCGACAUUGCAAGAGGAUGAUUCGAGCAGUUCCGGUGGUGGCCACGGUCGCGUUGUGUCACCAGAUGUUCGGGAGGUUCAGAGCGAGCCUAAAUGGGGAGAGCUUGAGGAUGCUUUGGAAGCUUUUGAUACUAACUUGUUUGCUGGUUCCAUGGAGUUGUUGCAGCCUGACGCUUUCGUCCCCCAGUUCUUGUAUCAGCCUUCUGAUUAUUUUACUCCCUUCCAGGAUCCACCUGAGCAGAAACCAUUCUUAAAUUGGAGUUUUACUCCACAGGGUUAAAACCGGAAGACUAUAACUUGUUUGCCUGUACUGUUCUGAUAUGCCAGAGAGAAGAGUUUCAUCUCAACUCAUCCCUGGUUGUUAGUAGCGGAGAAAAAGAUUGUAGAAUGUUUAUAGGUGUUAGCAUCCAUGUCUCAUUAUUAGUAGGCAAAUUCUUGUUAUUUCAUGACAAAUUUAUAUGAAAAUAUUCAAAUUCUUCAA
Camelina sativa (false flax) is the source of this 1228-nucleotide messenger RNA. RefSeq names its product protein ATAF2. Gene Ontology annotation, molecular function: DNA binding. Gene Ontology annotation, biological process: regulation of DNA-templated transcription. The record is from RefSeq and is a predicted model, not a curated record. NCBI's taxonomy places the organism in Eukaryota, Viridiplantae, Streptophyta, Magnoliopsida, Brassicales, Brassicaceae.